This is a messenger RNA of Durusdinium trenchii, 1602 nucleotides long. Lineage: Eukaryota; Dinophyceae; Suessiales; Symbiodiniaceae. The record is from the annotation of a GenBank genome assembly.
AUGCCGAAACGCAAGACAUCGAUGCCGGAACCCAAAGCGAAGGCAAAGGCGAAAGCUUCACCGUCCCUUCCUGCGAUUCCACCAGAUUCGGCCAAACUUCCUCAUAUGAAAUUGUUGAAUGAAUGGGAUGAAGUGCUUCGGGAACAUGGUGCCCUGGACCUCUAUUUGAACAAGAUGCUGGACACCAAGGACAGCCGCCAAGUGGUCGUCACUGAAAACUGCGCAAAUUGUGCGCGCAGCCAGGAGAAAUGCAUUGAGUUCUACAACUUCAUCGAGGAAAAAUAUCCACCAGUCUUUGAGUCUCGUCUACUGCACCAAGCAGAAUGCAGAGCUGGCAAGUACAAUCUCAACCCACCGAGGCGCCCAAACUGUUUCAAUUUGCUCCAUCAAAUGGAGAUUCUCAUGCGCGAUGGGUGCACUACAGAAUCCGCUGUGGAGGGACUUGAGGCCUUGGACUCGGCAUCAUCUGUGGCGGCUGCCUACUCGGUUGGUCGCACCGAGGAACAGCUUCAGCGUACUUGCAGCAUCUUCCUGGCGUGUUUGGCCAUGUUUGGGGCGUCUGUGCCCACUGGGUACAUGGCAGAAGUGAAGGAUGAGAUCAUGUCAACGUUUGUGAAUCGUCACGCAGAUGCCGAUUUGAUGAACCUUGUUCAGACUUCGGCUCCACCAUGUGAUUUGUCCAAGAUCGACUUGUUCAAAAACCACUUGGGUAAGUUCCAAAAGAAGGCUGGGGUGUACUUUCAACAUGUUUCCAUGAGGCUGGAGGCCGCAUUGCUACAAACGACAUGGUCUCAAACAGAGCUGACCAUCCAGAGUGACAUCAACGCGUUGCGGGGUUGGGCGGACAAAUUCAAACUGUUCGCGAACCAGCAGGGUUGGCUCGAUCUGCAGUACCUUGCCAGUCGCUAUGAGAAUGGUAAGAAGGCGGUUGCAGACUACAUGGCCCGUCGCCACACCUUUGGCGCCUUCAAGAACCUGAUGCUGUCGCAGGGUGAGAUCGUGUCGAAGCAAGCUGCGCUGGGAAAAUCGGCGUUUUCGGAAUGGUCCAUUGCCUGCUGCAAGAAGCAGCUGUCAGUGCUGGUUGAUGGAAACCCGGGACCAUCAUUCCACUACAUGGGGUUGUUUCUGGAGGACGAUGCAAAGGUCAUGACCAAGAACAGUUCAACCAUAGCUGGGAUGCUCAUGACACAGUGGUGGGAUGAGUCAGGGGAGGCAGGACCCAAGAGGUUGCAUUGCAAAGCUGCUUUGCAGAACUCGCAAAUGCACGUGGGCAAGGAUCGCAACGAUGAGAGCUUCUGGAUCAACGAGACCGGUGAGAAUGAGUCGAUCUCAGCCCGUGAGCUUUUUGGGUUCAAUGUUGGCUCAUUCAAUGAGUUGACAACAGGAGAUGCCAGCACCGUCGUCGACCAGGUCCCAUGGCUCAUCACAUCGGACCUUGACGUGGUGGUCUUGGUGACCGGCGCUGGUGGUGCUGUGGAGAAAACGGUUAUGACCGUGGCAGACGUUCUUUGCAACGUCACCAACACCCGUGGUGUUACUGAAGUUACCAUCGUGGAUCACGAUUUGGAACCAAUGGUCAAGGAUCAUUGUGGUGUUGUUUGA